CAAGGAUCAAGUUCGAUGAGUGUUUCCACGGAUGUUUCUGUCAUUUCAGGUGUCGCUGACGGUUUCUUUGUGCUCGAGCUGACGCAACAGAAGAAGAAGAAGAAGAAGAAGAAGAAGAAGAAGAAGAAGAGGCGGCGCUGCGGGGGAAAUCAAGAUGUCUGCUCCGAAAACGGUCCCGAAAGAUGCUCAGGUGAUGAUGCAGAUCCUGAAGGACAUGGGGAUCACGGAGUACGAACCGCGAGUCAUCAACCAGAUGCUGGAGUUCACCUACAGAUACGUGACGACCAUCAUCGAAGACGCCAAAAUCUACGCCACACACGCCAAGAAGUCGACCGUGGACGCCGACGACAUCAAACUGGCGAUCCAGUGCCGCAUGGACCAAUCGUUCACGUCGCCGCCGCCGCGAGACUUCUUGUUGGAGGUCGCGAGGCAGAAGAACCAGACUCCUCUCCCGCUGAUCAAACCCUACACGGGCCCCCGACUCCCCCCGGACCGCUACUGUCUGACGGCGCCCAACUACAGACUCAAGUCCAUUCAGAAGAAGGUGUCGUCGUCCAGCAGGAUAUCGGUGCCUCGCCUCAGCGUCGGCGCCGUCUCCAGCCGACCGUCCACGCCAACCCUCGGAACUACGUCGGUUCAGUCCGUCACCACAAAAGUCGGAGCUCCGGUGUCUCUGACGGGUCAGAGGUUCACCGUGCAGAUCCCCCCUCCCUCCCAGACGACCGCCACCAAAACCACGACUCCGUCCACGCCGACAGUCUCCAACGUCCUCAUCAACCCGUCGCUGAUCGGCUCCAAGAACAUCCUCAUCACCACCAACAUGGUGUCGCAGAACACGGGCAGCGAGUCGCUGAAGAGGAAGCACGAGGACGACGACGAGGACGACUACGACGCUUUAUGACGGCGAGACUGAAGAUCUUUUUUUGGUUGCUUUGUUUGAUCUUUUUCAUAACCCCUUAAAAAAAAAAAAAGACCCCUGUUCCCACUAGACACUGUUCAUUUAGGUUUUGUAUUACAUUUGUUGAGGCUGAUUAAACUUCUGAUGUGAUUUACAAUAAAACUGCAUUAAAAUGAAAA
Molecule: messenger RNA, 1077 nt
Organism: Scophthalmus maximus (turbot)
Lineage: Eukaryota; Metazoa; Chordata; Actinopteri; Pleuronectiformes; Scophthalmidae
Gene: taf9
Product: TAF9 RNA polymerase II, TATA box binding protein (TBP)-associated factor
Exons: 8
Coding region: 16-960 (314 amino acids)
Biological process (GO): DNA-templated transcription initiation; RNA polymerase II preinitiation complex assembly
Cellular component (GO): SAGA complex; transcription factor TFIID complex
Molecular function (GO): transcription coactivator activity; RNA polymerase II general transcription initiation factor activity; protein heterodimerization activity
Source: RefSeq, a predicted model, not a curated record